AUGGUCAUUGCACGGAAGUCUGGCUACCACACCACGGCCGCUUCCAUGUACCGCCGGGUCUUCACGGCAUUGAAGCAGUUCCUCCCAAGAAACGACAGCCCAGUGGACGGCUCUUUGGCCACAGAGCCAAAGAAGCUGGCUGCUCAAGUGGCACCCAUCUGUUCCGACAUGCUCGCUCAGCUCAACUAUCCCGGAGCACCCAAGCUCAAGGCCGAGGCCGUCGAAGGUCUGCUUGCCUACAUGCAUAAGCGAGCCAUUGAGUUCGAUGUGCCGCUCAAUACCAAGAUUUCUGCAAAGGGAUUCCGUCUAGGCUACGCAGAAGGAUUGCUCGCCCACCCCAACCAUCCCGUGCAAGUCCAGGGGUAUGUCGGUCUGUUCACUUGGCUCGUUGUCCAGUACGACGACAUUGUCGGCCAGAGCAACCAGAUGGUCCAGGAGGCCCUGCAAUUCCACCAACGCUUCUUCCGAGGCGAGCGGCAGCCAAACAACCUGCUCGAGGCCAUUGCCAUCCUGCUCCGCGAGGCGGAUGACCACUUCGACACUGUCCUCGCCAACAUGCUGCAGAUCUCCGUGCUCAAGUUCCUCACUAGCAACCUGUUGGAGCGCCACGACGGCUUCCAGCACAUGGCAGUUACGCGUGCCGGCAACAAAUUUCCGGAUUUCUACAGGGAUAUGUCGGGAAUGAACGUGGCCUAUGCCGUCUUCUGCUACCCCAAGGCCCAGUAUCCUGACGUCGCGGCCUUCCUCGAGGCGAUCCCCGACAUGGCCCGUUUCAUUGACAUCUCCAAUGAUGUGCUCUCAUUCUACAAAGAGGAGGUCGGUGGAGACACAAGAAACUACCUUCACAACCGUGUCGAUACCAGCGGCAAGCCCAUGCUGGCGGUCCUCCAAGACGUAAGCAACGAGUCGAUAGAGGCCGCAAAGCGAGUUGACGAGAUCCUCAAAGGCAGGGGUGUCUAUGAGCAGUCCUGGAAGGAGAGUGUCCAGGGCUACAUGGCCAUGCACACAACUAAUCCCCGAUACAAGCUUUCGGACCUAGGCCUGGCCGAGGAACAUCCCCUUGCUCCUUUUGAGCAUAAGAUUGGAGAGUUCUUUGACCGGGUCAACAACAGCUCAUGA
Messenger RNA from Trichoderma aggressivum f. europaeum, 1119 nucleotides. RefSeq lists its product as uncharacterized. The transcript has 3 exons. The coding region runs from base 1 to 1119 and encodes 372 amino acids. Lineage: Eukaryota; Fungi; Ascomycota; Sordariomycetes; Hypocreales; Hypocreaceae. The record is from RefSeq and is a predicted model, not a curated record. Gene Ontology annotation, molecular function: carbon-oxygen lyase activity, acting on phosphates.